GCCUCCCGCGGCCCCAGCCCCCCGCCCGCCCCGGGGCCCGGCGGGGACGGCGGCGCCUGGCAGCGGGGGAUUUGGAUGCGCGGUGGAUCCCCCCUCCCCCCGGGACUUUAUCUCGACUCCUCGGGACAGCCCAGCCUCUUCCCGGCAUGCCCCGCUGCGGGGCCGCCCGCCCGUCCCGCGCCCGGACUUUGCCAUCGGGGGCGCAGGCGGCCGGAGCGCCCCGGUGCGUCCUGCGGCCGCGGCCUGAGAUUUAGCCCAUGCUGGGGAUGUGACAGGAACGGAGAGAGCCACCCUGAAGCAUGGAGACUGUGGUGAUUGUCGCCAUAGGUGUGCUGGCCACCAUCUUCCUGGCCUCGUUUGCAGCCUUGGUGGUGGUUUGCAGGCAGCGCUACUGCCGGCCUCGAGACCUGUUGCAGCGCUAUGAUUCCAAGCCCAUCGUGGACCUCAUUGGUGCCAUGGAGACCCAGUCGGAGCCAUCUGAGUUAGAACUGGACGAUGUGGUCAUCACCAAUCCCCACAUCGAAGCCAUUCUAGAGAAUGAAGACUGGAUUGAAGAUGCCUCAGGUCUCAUGUCCCACUGCAUUGCCAUCUUGAAGAUAUGUCACACUCUGACAGAAAAACUUGUUGCCAUGACAAUGGGCUCCGGGGCCAAGAUGAAGACUUCAGCCAGUGUUGGUGACAUCAUCGUGGUAGCCAAGCGGAUCAGCCCGAGAGUGGAUGAUGUGGUGAGAUCGAUGUACCCUCCAUUGGAUCCCAAGCUCCUGGAUGCCCGGACAACUGCUCUGUUGUUGUCGGUCAGCCAUCUCGCACUGGUGACCCGGAAUGCCUGCCACCUGGCCGGGGGCCUGGACUGGAUCGACCAGUCACUGUCAGCUGCCGAGGAGCACUUGGAAGUCCUUCGAGAAGCAGCCCUGGCUUCUGAGACAGAUAAAGGCCUCCCGGGCCCUGAAGGUUUCCUGCAGGAGCAGUCGGCCAUUUAGUGCCUGCUGUGGUCCCCGGAGUGGCUCCAAGUGGAGCCUCUGCUCCCCCCCCCAGCCCCCAGCCCUCCUUCCUCCACCCCUCCCACUCCAUCCCCCCACCGCCCCACCAUUAGUUAUGCUCUGUGGCUCAGGAGUCCUGCUGUUUGUGCAGAGCUGAUGCCUCUGCUGCAGUUGCCAGCGGUGGCUGGUGAGUGGCAGUCUAACACUGCAGUUACACGAGCUGAUGCUCACCCUCUGUGCAGCAGAGCUCUGGAAACCCGUGGAGCGUCUGCUUGAUUGAGCUCACUUAGCAUUUUCAAGAAAAGUGAGCCACUGUCUGAAACCCACAAGGUCUUGCAUGAAAAUCAGAGAUUCUGGCUUCUUAUAGACAAUCAGAAGAUAAGGCCACUCUGAUAUGCAUUUUCAGAAGACAAUCAGCUGGAACUCAGUAGGUGUUGUCUCUUGACAGGGCUUGUACUCUUUCACCUAGUCCCUUUUCAUUGAUUUGUGGUGUCUGCCUGGUCCCCGAGGCAUCUGAGGCCCUCUUCCCCUUUGAAACCUUCUCCCCAGGUUUGGCUUUGCCAGACCGCAGGGUGGAUUCUUCUGUCUUCUGUCGCUGGGCCUGCAAUUCUGUCUCGUUACCACUAGGAGGACAGUAAACAUACACUUAGAUUUCUGUCUAGUUGAAUGCUCCUUGAGUCCAGUUCCAACGUAUGCGGUGUGCUGGGACGUCUUUGAGGGCCAAGGAUGGAAGAAGAGAGCCUCAGAAUCCUGUGGAUACCUUGUGUGUGUGACCCAAAAAGAGAUAUUUAAAGACCCUUCAGAGUUUAGGCAGAAGUAUCACCAUAAAGUCAUUUCCACAUGAACAAUGAUAUCCAUGAAGGA
Messenger RNA from Nyctereutes procyonoides (raccoon dog), 1844 nucleotides. RefSeq names its product transmembrane protein 98 (gene TMEM98). Bases 300 to 980 code for a protein of 226 amino acids. Lineage: Eukaryota; Metazoa; Chordata; Mammalia; Carnivora; Canidae. Gene Ontology annotation, cellular component: endoplasmic reticulum. The transcript is spliced from 7 exons. The record is from RefSeq and is a predicted model, not a curated record.